AAUUAGAGGGAAAGAAAAAUCUAGGACAAAAAGCUCUCAAUCCCAUUAUCCCAUGAAGCAAAUCACAAAUAAAAUUUGAAUAUUUUCCCUCUCCCGAUGAUCGUCAUCAAUGGCAGAUCAGUACUCCAAAAGGCCAUCCCUCUCUCGAACACGACGACAUGCCUUCGUUUCUCCAAAAUCUUAUCCACGGCUCAUCCGGGGACUGCUGAUGGGGGUUGACAGUUUCGGGACUACUCCCUAGACCGGGGUCGGAUGCCGCGGAUUUGAUGGGCCAGGUUGGAGACGGUGCUUCUCCUCAACAGCUCGAUUCAUCUCCUUGCCUGAAUUUCUCCGAUCCUUCCGUUUUUUAUAGAACUCAAGUAAACGAAAUUGCCGCCAACGCUUUCUCUCCGGCAGGUUCUUCGAGGAGGACUGAGUUUUAUGAAAACAAGGGACGUGAAAACUCAGAUGCGCCAGGUAAUCGGAUUCAGUCGCGUUCCUCAAAGAGAUGCAGAUCAUCAGAGGAUCAUAAUUUGUCGGAAAAGAGGAGGAGAAGCCGGAUCAAUGAGAAACUGAAAUCCUUACAGACCUUGAUCCCAAAUUCUCACAGAACAGACAAGGCAUCAAUGCUUGAAGAAGCUAUUGAAUAUUUGAAGCAGCUUCAACUGCAAGUACAGGUGUUGACAAUGCGGAGUAGAUUGAGUUUGUAUCCGGGCUAUUUUGAGGGAUCCUUGCAAUCUGGCCAAUUCCGUCAAGCUGGGCUUGAAUUUGAUAAAGGAAACGCAGGUGCUUUUUCUGGACACCAAGAAAUGUUGGAACAGACCAAUAAUCAUGCUUCUAUUCAGAAUUCCACUGGUCAGUAUACUAUGCCAUCAAUGAAGAACAACAUCACCAAUCUAGAGAACCCUGUAGUUGUGGAAACAUCAAUUCAUGAUCACCAUGGACUUCUUACCCAAUUGGCAUCUAGCAAGGAUUUUCGCAGGGACGAUGGUACGCUAUCAAGAUUGCAUUUCGACACAAAUUUCUGUGGGAACAUUUCAUCUCCGAGCAUCUCUUCUUAAUUAGUUGGAAAAUGUCAGAUUAGAAUGAGCUUAUGAGUGAAAUGUUUGUUCGACUAAUGGAAGUCCAUCCGGCUUAAAGGAUGCUGAGAUGUACCGUAAACUAUGAUAUUCCACAGUAACUUUUAUUAUUUUAUUAAUUUUCCUAGUUCUUUUUGUGCCAUAUAAUGGUAAAUAUUGCUAUUUAAUGUUAUUGGUGAUAGCAUGCCUUUUCUCAACAAUAAUCUACACUCCUAUUAAAGCAUGAUAUAGUUGGCUUUAUAAAUAGGUUGUCUUCCCCUAAAAAUAUUUGUAGGUGUUAGGGUUUGGGUUGUACCUGCCAUACUUACC
This is a messenger RNA of Cuscuta europaea, 1367 nucleotides long. NCBI's taxonomy places the organism in Eukaryota, Viridiplantae, Streptophyta, Magnoliopsida, Solanales, Convolvulaceae. The record is from the annotation of a GenBank genome assembly.